AUGAACCUAUCACAACACUUCAUCGGAAUGCAUAUUUUGUUCCUUGUGUCGAUACUCAUCCAAAGAAAUUUGGCUGGAUGUGCUAAAUCGAAGCUCGGGGCGCAAUGCAGUGAUUCGGAACACGAGAACGAUCCUGGAAGCGCUGGACAGGGAGUCCAUGAGCAAACACCCUCACCAGACCCCUUUAGUGGUGUACAAACUCCACUGCCGUCUACAAGGUUGGAAUUUAUCAUCGAAAAGAAUUUCAAUGUCAUGGGUGGAGAGGAUGAGUGUCAACAGACCUGUGGAGACCUUGUGGAGAAAUACCAGGAGGGUCGUUUCCUAUAUAAGUCUGGUUAUGGCCCUUUCACACAUGAUCGCUGUAAUCUUGGCUGGUUGCGUCUCGGAUGGCGAUUUCAGUUGACCCGCUUGCCAGCGAUCUUUCGGAAUGAGACAAUCGAGCCUUUCUUUUUGGAAAUCAACAAAGAAGUCGCCGGAAUGCAUAACACCGAAGCACUCAAAGAGCGCACUCUCGUCAAAUUGGGAAAGCUUGUCUCUGGACGGUUGAAUUCUGCGCUUGAGGAGCUCCAGGGAGAGUCAGAUGAGUUGACUUACCUCAGAGGCAAUGUGAACCUAUAUUGUCCUAAUUUGGAAUUUGAAGCUUCUACAUCUGCCGCGAACCAUCUUUUUUGUCACACAACGGAAACCAUGUCACUGGCAGGUCAAAUGACAGACAUGUUCAAGCAAGUGAUUGUAGAUCUGCUUCACACGUGGUUUGAGGCCUUCCGAGCAAGAAUCGCUGGAACACAGCCAGAUGGCAAUAAGCAAAAGGGUCAUGCUGGUCGGCAAAAAGACAAAGUGGUCCCGAGUCGCUGUAGCUGCCAGAUUGGCAUUGUUGUUGAGCACUUUCUACGAGAUGAAGAUUGUCUUGCAGCUGUCUUUGCCGGACUGUUUAUGCAAAACCAGUGGUCCCUUCGAGGACCCAACGACAACUACAUUCAAGAAAGUGUUGUCGACCUCUUCAUAGCCGGGAACGAACACGGCGAAUGGGAAAGAUCUAUCUCUAGAACGUCUCUCAUGGUUCGAGCUGAAUACUUCAGAAGUCUUUCAGCAGAGGUCAUGAGCCACGUGCUCAUCAGACCUUUGAAAUGGACGUCCACGAUGAUCCGGGAAGAGAUGGACAAAUUAUGGUUCAGGUCAUACACGGCAUACAUUCGCUGGAACAGGUUUGGGCAGCCGAGCAAAGCAUAUUACGCCUCGAUCGCCGGAUCAUACCCCAAUAAUCCUGUGCCUGCCCAAGACUUGGUGUAG
Molecule: messenger RNA, 1290 nt
Organism: Protomyces lactucae-debilis
Lineage: Eukaryota; Fungi; Ascomycota; Taphrinomycetes; Taphrinales; Protomycetaceae
Exons: 1
Coding region: 1-1290 (429 amino acids)
Source: RefSeq, a predicted model, not a curated record